GUUGCACCACACGAGUGAGAUCGUAGUACCUUCGCCGCUGAGCACAAGAGAGCGAGAUCGUCUUCUCUCUUUCUCCCUCCUCUCUUCUCUUCUCCGCUCUUUGCUCCGCUUCGCCACUUUCCUCCCUCUUUCGCGGAUGGUGCGGAUAACGCGGCGCGGCUGACGUGCCGGAAAGCUAGCGAAAAGCUUCCGGCUUUGCGAGAAGACAGUGCGCGCGCGUUGUUACGUGUGCACACGUGUCUCUCUAUCCAAAAAAAAAUCAACGAGCGUUUUCGUCGAAACGCGACGGUGUCUGUGUGUCGCUCUAAAAUCUCUCCCGCGCUCUCACUGUCUCUCUGUAACUCUCUCCUUCUUUCUCUCUCUCUCUCUCUCUCUCUCACAGUUCCCCUCUUUCUGUUCCUUGUUUUUCCUGACUGUCACUCUUUCCGCCUGUCGAUCGAGAAUGCAACACACUGGAUGAUCCUAUCGAACUGUGGAUGAGAUAUUUGGAAUAGAAAAAACACGAGGGGGGACAAAAAAGGGCCGAGAGACAAAAAGAAAGAGAAAGACAGAGAGAGAGAGAGAGAGAGAGAGAGAGAGAUUCUCUGGUGAACUCGCGGAAGGGUGUGUUUAAUGAGAGCCGUGAGAGCGGAAACGUGCGACAUGUGUCGAGGGAUUAUGCCGAUUUCUCGGUUCUGUGCGUGAUAAACGGAACACACACGUAACCGUGGCACCGGUCGUGACAAUUGACUUCGCGUUGGUGCGGAUUCCUGUGCGUGUUCGUAAGCACGAACAACGAUUCUUCGGCCGCCACCAUCGGAGUAGCCACGUUCGGGAUAACUCGAUUGUGAUCUCUCUCUCUCUCUCUCUCUUUCUUUAUCGUGCGGCAGUGAGAAGCCGUGUACUUCGCAAGCAGCGAAGAGGAAAACCUCAAGUUGCCGCCCCGACCCAAUUUAAAUCGCCGAUAACAGGCCAAUCGUCACAACGAUGCUGCGAUUCCGAGGAGGCGGCGGGAAAUCUGCCGACAAAUAAGACGUCAUUCGGAGGGAAGAGCGAGACGAGAGUAACUGACGAGUGAUCGACGCGCGUGAUUCCGUCUCGGAAAGAGUUACCGCGAGUAGUUUCUUCACACGUAAGAAGACGUGAAACAGCGCUGCGUGAAGGGAAAAGGAGGAGGAGAAGAGGGGAGAAAACACUCUGUGUGACUCCGUGCUUCGUACAAAAAUUCGGAUUGAGCAAAGUGAAUUCGAGGAGUGGCUUCCGACGAUCCCUCGCUACCUCGGGACCAUCUAUCAGAGAUAAAUGGAAUGAGGUGUCACAUUUCACCGUCGUGCACCAUCGGAGGACGUUUCGGGAAGCACCGCAGUGUACCGCAUGCAAUGACGACAAUGCCGUGGUACACGAGCCGCAGCAGCGGGAAUAGAUAAGAGAGCGAAGGGCCACGCGCCGAGCCAGUCAUGUGUAAUGUCAUGUGGCUCCUUCGGCUCCUGACGAUCUACCGCCUGGCUCAUCUCUCGGCAUCCGACACGCACACAGAACUGCCUCUGGCGACGGAGCCGGUUUCUACAAAAUCGACCACGGCGGCGAAGCGAUCCGUGCCGACGGACGCCCCGAUGUUGAAUUACAUUUUCGACGCGCACAGCACUCUGAACAAGCAUCAGCAUCACCAUGAUCACAGAUGGGGCCCUCACUUCGAAGGCGAGAGCUCCAACAUCACGGUGCAGGCUGGUGCUAGCGUCACUCUCGAUUGCAGGAUAUCCCUGCUGCAGGACAAAACCGUGUCCUGGGUACGUCGGCAGGAGAGUGGCGGCAAGAUGAAUCUGCUGACGGUAGGUCAGCACACAUAUACGGGCGAUUCGAGGUACACCAUCGAGUUUCAGUACCCGGACAACUGGCGUCUGCGUAUCAAGCGCGUUAACAGUAGCGACGAGGGCCAAUACGAGUGUCAGAUCAGCACCCAUCCACCCAAGUUCAUUCACGUCAAUCUACACAUUAACGCACCGUCCGUCCAAAUAGUGGACGCCCUGGGCGAGCCACUGCGGGACAAGUACUACGAGGCUGAUAGCACUAUCGAGCUUCUGUGCGUCGUACGGCAUAUAGCGAUGCAGGUGCAAUAUAGCGUCGUCCAAUGGCUGCACGGCAACAGAAUCUUGAACUACGAUACGACGAGAGGUGGUAUCAGCGUGAAAACGGACCUAAUGGAAGAGGGGGCCAAUUCAACUCUCAGCAUAGCUAAGGUUGGACCUACGGAUAGCGGAAAUUACACAUGCCAGCUCACCACCAUGCCGGACCAACCCGCCACGGUUCAUGUACAUGUUCUAAACGGAGAAAGCUUAGCGGAGCUACAUCACAGCGACGCUCGAACGAGUGCUGCCGUUAGCCUACCGUUGCUCUUCCUGGCCGUCGUUCUGCAGGUUCGAUUGGUGCUCAGAUGAAGACUUGACUGGCUACUUUGGCUUGCACGAGAGCCUCCGGUUUGGCAUCGCGACGCCGGACGAGACGCUGCCACCGCAUGGACUUUUCUAUCACCGUGACUAGAGCGGACACGAGGGCCAAAGAGGAAGUGUGUGUGUGUGUAUGUGUGUGUGUGUGUGUGUGUUACGUUACAUAUUGCGUUGAUAUAAGAAGCGUAGACGGGACAGAGGCGGUUGGCUGCGUUGUCAUAAAACGUUAUAUUCUAAACGCGAUUACGGGUCACACACGUUCGAUGCUCGAGAGAAAGAGAAAGGGGAAAACGCAUUACGAAAGAAUAUCUUCGUUCAUUCUCAACGCGAUUCCACUCGAAAGACUGUUUUUCAUAAAAGAGUCGACGAUGAAUUAACUCGUAACUCUAGAUCAGAAUUGAUAAUUUCAUACCUAUUGACAUUAAAAAGAAAAAAGCCCUUUACAACAGAAGCAAUUCAAUUCAUUAACGACAGGUUCUUAUUUUCAGGGGCGAUUUACACGCGUGUAAACGACGCGCAAGACCGUUCGAUUGUCUCAAGUACAUACGCCGUUCAAGCAGAUAUGCUCAUCAUCGAGCAAAUUAUUCGGUCAUCUCGGAACGAUACGACAACGUUGUUAAUAUCGAUCGCUCUCUCUCUCUCUCUCUCUCUCGUCUAGUUAUCCCAGCGGCGCGAUUCCAGCUCUCGCGUGUAAAAACGAAAAUCCAAGCCACGGUAAGAGCAUAAAUCUGUGUGUAUGAAAUAACCAAUAACUGGUAAACAAUAAAGAUCCGGAGGCGCGAACUGCUGACCGAGAUAUUGGAGUGGCUGGUAUCGCGUAUCACUAUGGCUGUGAUAAUCGAGACAAAUUGCGCCGUUCAAUUCGACCCCCCAUCUAUCACAAUUCACGCCAUUAAUAUCUCGCAAUUUUCCAAGCGUUCGCUUGCUCGUCGUCGAGGCGUUUUUAACAUACACAACGCGAGGAGGAGGAUUCGCGAAUUUCCCGAUAACACACACAGGAGAUCUUAUCAUCGCGUCCAUACAUUACCGAUAAUGCAUAAGCAAUCGAUUUGCGCGACGGAAGGCGUCGAUCAUCGAACGUCGCCGUAAACUGUCACCUGUCAAUCACGACUGUCUCUCGAGUAUCGCGAGAUUGUUGCGAACGGUUUCAAUUAGCGGACAAUUAAGGGUAGCAAUAUAUCAAAAUAUAGCGCGACCGACACAUGUAUAAUCUAUCAAUUAGAUUGCGAUGAUUUUUAACUUGGGGAAUGCAGGAGAGAAGAUUAGAGUGACUACUCACGCUGAUAUCAAUUCUCUCGGGCUGCCCUUUCGUGUGACAGGUUGUUAAUAUUUGUAUAAGUUUCAUUCAAAGAACAUCCAGACGCUGUCUUUCAGCAUCGAGACGUCAUUUCAUUCACGCGAAAAUCGCGCUUCAUAUCGUAUCAUUUCGGAGGAAUAAGGAAAUUUUUAUCGCACGGCUCGUCAAGACAGACCCGGGGUCUGAAUGUACGUUGCGGAGAUACGCUUGUCUUUCAUGCAGCCAACCAAAUCUCCCGAGACUUCACGGAUCACGUGCUAUAAUACAUAAAUUUCAAAGUGAAUCUAAUGUUCCCGCGAGGAAAAGCAAAAUCACGAAAUAUACGAUAUGCAUUUUA
Messenger RNA from Dinoponera quadriceps, 4057 nucleotides. RefSeq names its product obscurin-like. NCBI's taxonomy places the organism in Eukaryota, Metazoa, Arthropoda, Insecta, Hymenoptera, Formicidae. The record is from RefSeq and is a predicted model, not a curated record. Bases 1437 to 2414 code for a protein of 325 amino acids. Gene Ontology annotation, biological process: synapse organization. The transcript is spliced from 8 exons. Gene Ontology annotation, cellular component: neuron projection membrane.